Molecule: messenger RNA, 4830 nt
Organism: Leptopilina heterotoma
Lineage: Eukaryota; Metazoa; Arthropoda; Insecta; Hymenoptera; Figitidae
Exons: 4
Coding region: 573-4124 (1183 amino acids)
Biological process (GO): regulation of cell migration; cell differentiation; positive regulation of protein phosphorylation
Cellular component (GO): cytoplasm
Molecular function (GO): growth factor activity; fibroblast growth factor receptor binding
Source: RefSeq, a predicted model, not a curated record
CUCUCUCUCUCUUUUUCUCCGUCUCUUUCUCUCUCACUGUCUAUUUCCUUCUCUCUCACUAACUAUCUCUCUCUCUCUAUCCCUCUGUUACUCACUCACUGAUAUGUGUCUCUCCACGAGAGCGAAGCGAAGAGUGCUUACCCGAACGGAGAACAGAACCGCGGCAAUCGUUCAGUAGUUUCUCGGACGCCGUACCGGCACCAUCCGACCAACGGGCAAGGAGAAUUUUUCUCGAAAGAGGAUUUCUAUUAUACUUAGUGAAAGUUUCAAUAAAUACUAGAUCCAAUGUCAUCGAUAUUUUGCUUCUGGAUAUUGGCGGAUAAAUGAUUUUUGGAGAAAUUGAUUUUUCCGUUUUUUUUUCAAUUGAAAAAAGUUAGGGGGUGGUAAAUAAUGCGAGAGGAUCGAGAACGCGGUGCCUGUGUGGUACCCGCGGUUCAGUGUUGGAGCCACCCUUUCAGUGCGCGGCCGAGGCAGACUUGAGGAUUUUUCACAGAAAGGGUGGUUCUCUAGCAAUAUUUAACGAUCGCAAAUAAUCAGGGGGGGCACGUAACGGGAGUGUGGAUGAGAGCGUCAUGCCCGCUGUGAUCGACACGGGAGGGCCGAGGGUGCUGCAUAAUAAUCAAACUCAUCCCACAACAUCUUUCAUUAGCUCCAAAUUCACCCCUGAGAAAAAUUAUUAUUAUCAUGAUUAUGUUGAUGAUGGUCCUCAACAUCAUGAUCGUUGUUAUCAUGAACCUCAACAUCAUGAUUGUCAUCACAAUGAUUAUCACUAUCAUGAUUGUCAACAUAAUGAUUAUUACUAUCAUGAUCGUCAACAUAAUGAUUAUUACUAUCAUGAUCGUCAACAUAAUGAUUAUCACUAUCAUGAUUGCCAACAUUAUGAUUAUCAAUAUCGUGAUCGACAACAACACGAUUAUCAAUGUCAUCAUUAUCAUCAAGAACAAUUUUUCCAUCAACAAAGAUUCAAAGAGAAGAGUUGUGCUUUACAAGAUCAUCAACAUCAUCAGGAACAAUUUGUCCUCGGUACGAAAUUAUUCCAAAAAUUCAAAAAGAAUCGUCAAAGAACAAACAGUGGUGGUUCAAAUCAUCAACAUCAUCAAGAAUUUCUCCUCGGUACACAAUUUUUCAAAAAUCCAAAAUUCGAACAGAAACGAAAAAGAACAUGCAGUGAAAGUUUACUAGAUCAUCAUUAUCAUCAAGAAGAAUUUCUCCCUGGUUCACAAUUGUUCCAAAAUCAAAAAUUCGAAAAUAAGCGUGGUGGUCAAGAACAAUUUCUCCUCGUUUCUCAACUGUUCAAAAAUCAAAAAUUCAAAAACAAACGCGAAAGAACAAGUAGUGGUGGUCAAGAACAAUUUGUCCUCCGUACAAAAUUGUUCCAAAAUCAAAAAUUCGAACCUAAACUCAAAAGAACAUGCAGUGAAGGUUUACUAGAUCAUCAAGAACAUCAAGAAUUUCUCCUCCAUACCCAAUUUUUCAAAAAUCCAAAAUUCGACCCCAAAUGCAGUGAAGGUUUACAAGAUCAUCAAGAACAACUUUUCCUCGGUACACAAUUUUCCCAAAAUCAAAAAUUCGAAUCGAAACGUGAGUGUCUACCAGACCCCGACGACAGUGCACCGGAAGUUAGACGAAGGGCAAGAGUGAAAAAACCGCGAAGAAGUGAUUUCACAAGCGCAAAUCAUGAUAUCGAGGAAAAUGAAGGGAGAAAUCAACCGGAAUUACGAGGAGGGAGUUUUGAAAUUGCAAAUCAACUUUCAUCAUCAUUAUCAUCGUCAACCACCUGUCACGUGAUUGCCAGUCGAAGGUACACCGAGUGUAGAGGCAAAUUAAAUAUUGGGGAGUGCUUUUUCGAUAAAUUAAAGGGAAUAAAGUUUAAAAGUGAUGAGUCCUUUGAUCCAGGAAUAACGUUCAAGAAAAAAUCUCCCAUCUCUAGUCAUCAUCAUCGUUCCCGAAGUUUCAAUCAUCAUCCGUUAAUUCUCAACAAUAAUUGCGAUUACACACGUGAGGCGAAAUUUCCUCCUAUAAAUUUCAACUUCGAUUCAGUCAUUAAUGAUUUUAAUGUUGUAUCAUCUCGUUUAGAUAUUCUUCCACAAGUGAAAGUUGUACCACAAUUGGAAAUAGGACCACAAUUAAAAAUUGGUCCAAAAUCAAAAAUUGGGUCAAAAAUUGGUCCAGAGUUAAAGUCUGGUCCAAAAUCAAAAAUUGGUCCACAAUUAAAUAUCGAACGAAGAAAAUUAGCAAUUGAUAAAUCGAAUCAAGUUGAAAUUUACUCAAAAUUAGGAAUCGACGAAUUGACCCUUGACGAAAUUGAUUCGAAAUUAGGAAUCGAUGAAUUGAAUCGAGAUUACGAACAGGUGAAAAUUGAUUCUUUAAUUGAAUCACGUUUACAAGAGAGAUUAGUUACGAGAGAUGAAAUUACAUCAAAAUCAUUAUCGUCGUCGUUAUCGAGUGUGAGGAGAAAGCGUGAAAAAAAUACUAGACAGUGUACGAAGAAUUGUUCUUAUUUUCAAUUAGCAUUUUUAUUGUUUUUAAUUGCAUUUGGGCAGAGUGGACUGCUCUCAUCAUCGGGUGUGUUAAAAUUUCAGCGCAAUAAAAGUACUGGAUUGAGUGUAUUCACAAUUGGUAUGGUGAUCGGUGCAGUGAGAGCGGCGCCAAUUGAUAUUCUCAGUGAUACUGGCAUUAGGGCAGAAAGAUCGGCAAAUUUAUCGCACAUUACGGGAGCGUCGAGGAAAAUUCAGAUGUAUGUGAAAAACAGAUAUCUGCAAAUUUUACCAAAUGGCACUGUCAAUGGUUCUAAUGAUGACACCUCCGACUACACUAUUUUUCAGAGGAUGUCGGUGUCGAGGGGUCAACUAAGGAUCCAGGGUGUUGCCACCUGCCUCUACCUUUGCAUGGACUCCUGCGGUCUCCUUUACGGUUCGCACGAGUACACAGAGGACUGCAUUUUCAACGAGACCAUAGAGCAACACAACUACAAUACCUAUAGUUCAGUGCGAUGGUCAACUAAUCAAAAAACUCUCUACCUCGGCCUUAAUCGUUACGGUGAACCAAGAAGGGUCCAAGCCAAAGGUCACAAUCUAGGCAGGCUCUCAGCCUACAGUCGAGUCCUAACAAUGGUCGUUUCGCCCGAUCGUGUCGAGACUCUACACAGACGAAUGUUCGCCACCCAUCACAAUGUUCGUCAUCGGCACAAUGCCCAUCAUCAACACAAACAACAGAAUCUCUGUCCAAGAAUUCUCCAGCCCGAGAAGGAUAAUGUCGACAAUUAUCGUUGUCGAAAGCGUAAAAAGCGAAGGAAACGAAAACGCAAGUGUCGCGAGGACGAGAGUCCCGGUCCCCAGUGCGAGCAUCACGUCGACUCUGCCAACAGCAGUGAGGGUCUACCCGAGUCCAAGAGGUCCUGCGAGGGUGCCGCCAGUGAUGAGGUAUGUCGACGUCAAGCAAUGGAUGCAGCCUCCAAGAAGCGGAAGUCACGGAUGGAGAAGCCUUCCUCCAAGCAGCAGCAUCACCACCAUCACCAGCAUCAGCAGCAGCAGCAGAAGGAAUCAAAGAAGGGUAAGAAACAGCCAAGUACGAAAAAACCGAAUCUCGCUGAGCACGAAGACGAGAAAGAAAAAAAGCCUGAUAGCAUGAACGGAAAGAAAAAGCCCCCUGGGUUUAAGAGGACCUCUCUGCAGGCCAAGAAGAAACUUCCGGGCAGAACAACAACAACAACAAUGGUGCCAAAGGAGCCACAAUCGACAUCGCCCUCUUCCUGGUCACCUGGUUCCUCAACCACAGGAUCAUCUGUCGAUCCAGUUUCUGCUGAUGCCACUAAGCUUCCUUCGAUCGUCUCCGGCUCAUCAGUCAAGGUCACCUCUGGUUCAACCCAAUCGAGGGCUGCUGCUGUCGCAACACUAUCCGAACUUUCAUCGCCACUUGAUUCAGCUGAAGAUGAUCAAUUCGAUGCCUCUUAUUCGAAUGAGGAAAUUUCCAAUUCCUCAUUAGAAUACGGAGGCAUUACGAUAAGUGGCUCUUCAGCUGAAGUAAAUGACGAUGAUACCAUCGCCACCAUCAGUACACCAAGGACUAUGAGGUUGAUCAAGGCUGGUAAGUUGAAAGACUCAACGAGAAGACUGGCCAUGUGAGACUACGUAUUGUUUAUAUCCCUCCGUUUAACACAUGUGUACAUAAAAAUUGGCACCUUCGAUUAUAUAUGUAAGCUUUUUGCGCUCGAUACACUGCAAAAUAAUAUUCUUCAUUUGAGAACUCUCCAGUUUUUUUAAUCACUAUUCUUCAAUUUAGAUAAUAAUCAAUGUGUUAAUGUUGUUAAUCAAUGUGUUCAUUCUAUCAAUUUUAAAUCAAUUAGUUCUUUUAAUCAAAGAUUUCCUUUAAUUAAUUUUAAUCAAUUUCCAUUUAGGGACAGUUUCACCAACUCCGAUUAACAGUUAAUCAAUGAUUAAAUCCUUAACCGACCAAUCGUGGGCGGUUAAAAUAACUUUAACCACUGAUUAACUUUUAAUCGGAGUUGGUGAAACUGGCCCUAACUCAUUGUUUUAAAAAUCGCUGAGAAUAAAACCACACAGCACUCACCGAAACCUUCCUAAAAAUUUAUUAAAGAUUUACUUGCAAACUUCGAAGUAUUUAUUUGCAAAGUUUAGUGAAAAUUGUGUAAAGAUUUAAAUGUCCCACUUCAAUAAAUAUUUAGCGUGAAACUUUCGCUUAUAAAAGCGUAGCCGAAAAUGUAAUUUAAAUGUUCGGGAAAGUUUCAAGCUAAAUUUUCAGGAAAGUUUGACGACAAACAUUAUUUAUUAAAGUGGAACAUUUAAAUCUUUACACAAUUUUUACUAAACU